Messenger RNA from Pipra filicauda (Wire-tailed manakin), 3466 nucleotides. RefSeq names its product rho-related GTP-binding protein RhoG-like. The record is from RefSeq and is a predicted model, not a curated record. Lineage: Eukaryota; Metazoa; Chordata; Aves; Passeriformes; Pipridae. Bases 269 to 844 code for a protein of 191 amino acids. Gene Ontology annotation, cellular component: cell cortex; cell projection; cytoplasmic vesicle. Gene Ontology annotation, molecular function: GTPase activity; GTP binding; protein kinase binding. The transcript is spliced from 4 exons. Gene Ontology annotation, biological process: regulation of cell shape; cortical cytoskeleton organization; regulation of actin cytoskeleton organization.
AUAAGAAGAGUCGUAUUUGAUCUGCCUUCUAAAAACAAAUUGCUGUCUCGGGAAGAGCAGGGCAAAGUAGCCACCUGAAAUAUUUUGGAGGAUGUCAGGAGUCACAGGAAUCGAGGAUGCUUAAACUGGAUUUAUCAUUCAUCCUGCCACGAGCUGCUUAAUACACCUCUUCACCCAGCCUUAUGCCUGAGGUAAAUGGCAGGACAGAAAGCGGUGUGAAAACUUUGAGAGGCGCUGGGGAGUCCAAGACUUUGUUUCUGGGUGAAGGAUGCAGACUAUAAAGUGCGUGGUGGUCGGAGACGGCGCUGUGGGAAAAACUUGUCUCCUCAUCAGCUACACCACCAAUGCCUUCCCAGAGGAGUACAUCCCGACUGUGUUUGACAACUACAGUGCCCAGAUGACUGUGGAUGGCCGGACAGUCAGCCUGAAUCUCUGGGACACUGCAGGCCAGGAGGAAUACGACCGCCUGCGCACGCUCUCCUACCCUCAAACUAACGUCUUCAUCAUCUGCUUCUCCAUUGGCAGCCCCUCUUCCUAUGCAAACGUGAGGCACAAAUGGCAUCCCGAAGUUUCUCACCACUGUCCAAAUGUCCCCAUUCUUCUAGUGGGCACGAAGAGAGACUUGAGAAAUGACCUGGAAACAGUUAAAAAGUUGAAAGAGCAGAGCUUGGCUCCCACCACCCCGCAGCAGGGGACUUCACUGGCUAAACAAAUUGGAGCAGUCAAAUAUUUGGAGUGCUCAGCAUUGAAUCAGGAGGGCGUUCGGGAGGUGUUUGCUGAAGCUGUCCGUGCAGUUCUGUAUCCUGUGACGAAGAAGAACACAAGAAAAUGUGUCUUAUUGUAGUCACCUUGGGUGAUGGAUGUUGCUGUUGACUAGAAUCUUGGAGGGCUUUCUAAUGAGUUAAAUUGAAGAUUUGCAUCUUGCACUAACAGCUCUAAGCAGAAAUCGGUUAUACAAUGAAUAUUCUUGCAGUCUUACUGCUUCAGGGAAACUGAAACAGAACAGGUUUUUUUUUUUCCAACAGAGAGGUCAAAUAUCUACUUUAUUUCUAAAGUUCCAGUCUCCAGCAGCUUCUCCAGGGAUCACCUGGGUUCUGUCCUUAUUUUAGCGGAGGAAAAUAAAAGAGGAGGCUCCUUUGAAGCCACUUCUUUACUAGAUAGCCAUCAGUUACUAGGUUUGCUGAAAAGCACCAAUUCUGAUAACCCCGCUUUAAGUCUAGCCGCUGCUUUUCCCAUCCUUUAUUUACUGAUUGAAUUUGUUUUACAAACAGAAGGCCGGUUGUUUUAUCAAUUUAAAGCUUGAAAACAAUUUGUUUACUUGCAAAAAUGCCUGAAAUAUUACUGAGAUUCACCUUAUAAUGAACUGUGAUCAUUUAUAUGAAGAGUUAGUGUAAGGCACGAUUAAUGCAAUGAGCAAGACCCAGGGAAUACCUGCAAUGAUUUUAUUAACAGAAGCAGGAGCUGAUUUUUCCUAAUGUAAGGAACUUAGAAAAAUGAUGAAUCACUCAAACGAGUGAUUUUCAUAGUUUUGAGUUGGAGAAGUGGUAGAGUAGUUUAGAUGCAAGUCUUCCAUAAGCUUCUAAACUGAGAUUUUAUUUCACUGUCCAAAGAGACAUUGCACCCUGAGAAUAAAGUUUUAACAGUUACCUUCCCGGGAUGACUGAGAUAUUUGGGAUGACACUUCUCAAAAUGAGAUUUUCAAUGUAAUCUCUCUGAUGAAUCCCAGAGACUUGAAAGCAGCUCUUGAGGAAUUAAUUGCUUCACUUCUUAACGUUCUUGGGGCCACCACCUGAGAUUUUUAUGGCAAAUUCCUGUGUUGUUUUUUUCUGUGAGAACACUGACAGAAAUUUUGGAGGUUCUGAUUACAGGAGCCCGCGUUUCUUCCUGUUGUCAGUUCAAUCUGUAAUGGUUAGCCAGUCACUGGAUAGGAUUACCUGGGCAGUUUUUUUUUUCCCUCUCUACUGGAUGCUCAGUUUUUAUGAACUCUUUUAACUGAAGUUCUAUUUACAUACUUUUUAACUUUCUUCAGCAGCUCUAGUAAGUGGCAGCUGGCUUUUAUUUUCAGGAUGUGCACUGUUCUUUAUGUGUGGUUCCGGGACCAGCUGAGGAGUGAGCGCAUGAAACCUUCCUUAGACUUAACCUUCCAGCUCGAUGGUAUGAAAGCAGCAUGCUUCAAAGAUACUUUGUGUGAAACCAGUGGUGCUGGACUGGGCUUUGUUGUCUGAAGUUGACAGUGCUGUCUUUGUCUGGCUGCAGCCUCAAUUGGUCAUUCAGAACUUGCUUUCUUGUGAUUCCCACACAUGCAAAACUGCACUGGUGUAUACCCUGGUCAGAAAAAAAGUGCCUCGUUUUAGCAGGAUAACAGAAAAUACAUCCACAAGGUUGUGAGGGAUCUUGUGUUAAUUUGAGCUUGCUUUAUCUGAUGCUGGCAAAAAUACCAGGUGGAUAGAAAUGUUUUUAUUUGCGCCCUUAUUCCACUCUUUGAAGAGGAUGUGCCUUUCUUCAGCUGGUGUAGCUGAUGCUGACGCUAACUGCAGUUCUUGUUUAUCUGACGGAUGCUCACUCUGGUACUGCUUUAGCCAUUGAUUAUAAAUUGCAGUUAAUCCAAAUACUGGUACCUGUGGUUAGUGAACCAACACCGAGUUCCAAACGUUGCCUGAGCUCAGGCAGUACCAAAACCCCCCAUUCUGUGGGAUGUUUGCAGAAGCCCUACAGACUCUGCAUAUUUUUCUUCACCAAGUGCCAUUGCCUGGAGUGUCUUUGCGUCUUUUGCACUUGUAGAGAAAGUGCUGUUCCAGAUGUGGUUCCUGCCACAGUGCCCUGAAGGCUCUGAGGGUAUAGAGUAUUCUGUGAGAUAACCUCUACUUACCACGUUCUGCCUUUGCUUUAGCUGUAGGCCUUUAGUGUGGGCUGGGCUUGCAGGCAGCAAUUAACUCUGUGCCUUGUAAUUCAAGAUUAUUUUCUGUAGGUAAAUUUCAGUAACUGAGUAAAUAGAUUUUACCAUGUUUAAAAUGUAUUUAUUUAAGCCAGUGCACAUGGUUUGUUUUAAUGUUGGUCAGACCUAAAUCAACUGUCUAGUUAUCGUGGUGCAAGCCCUUAACCUUUGCUUUAUUCAGAGAUGUACUUUAAAAAAAAGUCUGUGACAUGUUUGAACUAGUCUUAAGAGGUGCCUGUUAUUGAAAUUAAAAGUCUACUUUUUUUUUUUGCUACAUAUAUUUGCAGUUUUGUACUGAGGCUACUACUGUUUUAAAAAGUUUUUACUUUUUUACAUACUGAAAUCUUUUAGUUCUGUGUCUUUUGUGGUUGUUCCUAACUGGAUUACAAGAAUUUUGUGGAGAGGAAAUCUUGUGAGAAAGUAUUAUUGCACAACCCUUGCCCCCCUGUUUCUGUAGGCUCACAAACAGCCAUCCUGGUGUGAACUGGAAAAGAGUAUGGCGAGAUAAAAUUCAACUGCUUAAUCAAUUUA